GGUGAAGCAGCCGUGAUGCCGUGCUCGUGUGCGGAGUGGAGGAAGUGGAUCCGCCCGCUGGUUCUGGUCCUCUACGCUCUCCUGCUGGUGGCCGUGCUGCCACUCUGCAUCUGGGAACUGCAGAAAGACAAGGUUGGGACUCACAGCAAAGCCUGGUUCAUCGCCGGCGUGUUCGUUUUUCUGACCAUCCCAGUUUCACUGUGGGGGAUUCUGCAGCACAUGGUGCACUACACCCAGCCUGAGCUGCAGAAACCGAUCAUCAGGAUACUAUGGAUGGUGCCGAUCUACAGUUUGGACAGUUGGCUGGCUCUGCGAUAUCCCAGCCUGGCCAUCUACGUGGACACGUGCAGGGAGUGCUACGAGGCCUACGUCAUCUACAACUUCCUCGUGUUCCUGCUGAACUUCCUCAGUAACCAGUACCCCAGCCUGGUGCUGAUGCUGGAGGUGCAGCAGCAGCAGCCGCACCUGCCCCCGCUCUGCUGCUGCCCGCCGUGGCCCAUGGGGGAGGUGCUGCUGUUCAGGUGCAAGCUGGGAGUCCUGCAGUACACGGUGGUCAGACCCGUAACCACGGUGAUAGCGCUCAUCUGUCAGCUGUGCGGGGUUUAUGAUGAAGCCAACUUCAGCUUCAGAAACGCCUGGUCCUACCUGGUCAUAAUCAACAACAUAUCUCAGCUGUUUGCCAUGUACUGUCUGGUGUUGCUGUACCGAGCUCUUAAAGAGGAGCUGACUCCCAUCAGGCCUGUGGGCAAGUUCCUCUGCGUCAAACUCGUGGUCUUCGUCUCCUUCUGGCAGGCUGUUUUAAUCGCGUUCCUGGUGAAGGUAGGCGCGAUCUCCGACAAACACACCUGGGACUGGGACAGUGUGGAGGCCGUGGCCACUGGACUGCAGGACUUCAUCAUCUGCAUUGAGAUGUUCCUGGCUGCCAUUGCUCAUCACUACACCUUCACCUACAAGCCCUACGUACAGGAAGCAGAGGAGGGGUCAUGUUUCGACAGUUUUCUGGCCAUGUGGGAUUUCUCAGAUAUUAGAGCCGAUGUCACAGAGCAGGUCCGCCAUGUUGGUCGUACCUUCCUGGGUCGCCCCAACAAGAUGUAUUUCGGCUCAGCAACUCGACCUGAACACACCGAACACACCGGCCUCCUCACUGCGACCUCCCAGGACCCUGUCGCAGCGGCAGCCACAUCGAUGCCCUCCUCCCCUUCUUCCAGUGGACGGUACCAAGGCCUAGGCCACACCCACGCCCCCCACUCCAUCUCAGCUCCUGCAGGAUUCACCUCCUCGUCCUGGGAGGACGACAGCGACAGCUCCCCUCCACAGGCAGGCGGGGUCCAAUAACAGGGCGACAUCACAGCAAACACGCAUCCAGGGGUGGGACUGCACGACACGAUUCUGUAUUAAAACCAAAAAAAUAAAGUCGUGUCCACAUUUAUGAGAAAGAAGCUAAUUUAUUGAGACUAGGCAGAGAAAGAGUCUGCACUCUGUGACGUCAGAAGCCAUGUUUGUUGAGAAACUUUGGUAAUAUUUUAAAAUAAUAACCGAGUUUUAAAUGUUUGAAAUCUGUAUUUUGAUGUCAGAUUGAUGUCAUUUUGAUAAAUGUGCCUGUAGCUGUUGAAAGGAAGGGAUAUUUGAUGGCUUCAUCAGAAGAGCAGCAAGCUGUUGUCUUGGUUUUUCACUCCUAUGGUGCUGAAGUGUCAUUGAUCCAUGUUUCAUUAUUUGUUUUAAUUCACAAUAAAUUAAUAUUUCAAACUCUU
Toxotes jaculatrix (banded archerfish) is the source of this 1751-nucleotide messenger RNA. RefSeq names its product transmembrane protein 184C-like. The coding region runs from base 16 to 1335 and encodes 439 amino acids. Gene Ontology annotation, molecular function: transporter activity. Gene Ontology annotation, biological process: transport. The record is from RefSeq and is a predicted model, not a curated record. NCBI's taxonomy places the organism in Eukaryota, Metazoa, Chordata, Actinopteri, Toxotidae. The transcript is spliced from 11 exons.